Molecule: messenger RNA, 4652 nt
Organism: Planococcus citri (citrus mealybug)
Lineage: Eukaryota; Metazoa; Arthropoda; Insecta; Hemiptera; Pseudococcidae
Product: transient receptor potential cation channel protein painless-like
Exons: 4
Coding region: 128-4336 (1402 amino acids)
Biological process (GO): monoatomic ion transport; transmembrane transport
Cellular component (GO): membrane
Molecular function (GO): protein binding; monoatomic ion channel activity
Source: RefSeq, a predicted model, not a curated record
AACAAGUCUGCGUCAAAUAGUUGUUGUACAUAGUAGUUUUUAUCUUUAAAAAACACAGUAUUUAUCCGGUAACAUUGAGCAGGAUUAAAACUACUUUAUCGGACACCAGAAAAUCCCCAGCAUCAUAAUGACCGAGGAGGACAUUCCAUUACUCAAUUUGAACCCAAACGAUUCCGCAACCAUCGACGAAACACCCACAAAACUCUUAUCAUUCUUGGAGGAAAAAGAUAUCGGAAAAUUCACUCUACUUUUAGACUACGCAGAUGAAAAUUUCGACGUGAAUCAUUUUUAUGGCGAGCCUCACAAUGGUACACUGUUGGACAUCGCUUGUCGGUCCAAAGAUAACCACGAGUUCGUCAAAAUACUCAUUCAGCACGAUGCCAAAAUCAACAAUGUCAAUAGAAUAAGUGGUAAGGCUCCGAUACACGAGGUUGUGGAAAAUUCAGACCUCGAUACUUUGAACGUGUUGAUGAAAAACAUCACGUGCGAUGUUAACCUGAUCGAUCAGAGUAAUAUGACACCUGUUAUGAGAGCAGCAUUUGCUGGUCGUGUGGAUAUGUUGCUUGCUUUAAUGAAAAAUGAGAAAGUUUCGUUUCAGCCGGUUAAUAACAAGUUGAUAUUACAUUCGUUGGUCGAUGGAUGGGAUAGGUGUAGCAGUUCGGGGGUUCCUGUCGAGAAAGCGGAUGAAUUUUUCAAAGGUUUGAAAAUGAUUCUUGAUUGUUUUCCUAGAAAUGGGUUUCAACUGGUUGCAUCGACUUCACAACCGAUUCAAGAGCGUCCUUCAUUUUCUCUGAGUUCAUCAUCUGAUAAAAAGGAUCAGGAAGAAACGAUCUGCUUACCAAGAGUUGUACACGAAACGAGAAAAGAACCAGAGCCGCCCAAAUCAACAUCAACCGGCGAAUCGAGCCCAACACCAUCAAGUCGACACAGUUCUGCAUCAAUAUCACCUCAGCAGCAAAGCUCCACUUCGAUAUACUCGUAUCAACAAAACAAUCACAACGAUGAUCCAUCCGAUCCAUCAUCCGAUCAAAUGCAAUUACUAUCUUCUUUCAAACAAAACAACUUCAAUAAAUUCGUCGAUAUAUUGGCCAACGGAACAUGUUCAAACAGCACAGACGUAAAUUACUACUACAGCGACCCCGAGAACGGCACUUUACUCGAUUUAAUCUGCAGAACACAGGGAAAUUCCGAAUUCGCAAAAAAAUUGAUCAUGAAUGGAGCAUGGAUAAACUUUCAAAACCAUAAAAAUCAUGGCAAAACUCCACUACACACAGCGAUUGAAUACUCUGAUGAAACCACUUUGAAAAUACUACAAACCGAUGCAACUUGCGAUGUGAAUACGACCGACAACCGUGGUAAUACUGCUUUACACGUAGCAGCUUUGCGAAAUAAUAUCCCAGCUGUUAAACUUCUACUUCAGCAUCCAGCAAUGGACAUAAAUCAACGCAAUAGUACAAAUGAUGCAGCUCUGAACAUUGCAUUGAAUCGAGAUCACAAAGAAGUGAUAAGGGAAAUCCUGAAACGUCGUGAGGUUGAUUUGGUUUUUGGGAAAGAUCUUCGAGGACGUUCUUGCGGCGAAUUGAUUCGAGAGAAGUAUACCAAGAUGAAUGUAGCGUCAUUUGGAGAAAUGGAUGAUCGAAACAAAGAGUUGUUCACGUUAUUAUACAAGGGCGAUACAGAAUCUUUUAUCAACUUAGUUGGAUCUAGGUCAUAUGAAUUGUAUAAUGAUGACAACGAUGGAUUUUAUACCUAUUUGCAAUAUGCCUGCAAUCGAGGAUUUGUUGAUGUGGUUGAUCGGCUCUUAGCAAUGGAAACGUUAGAUCCGAAUUAUUGUUGCCCAAAUAAUAUUCAAACACCAAUCAUGAUAGCUGCUGGAAGAGGAUAUUACACGGUAGUCUCGAGUUUGUUGAAAGAUUCUCGAGUAUCCCUCAAAGAAGUUCAUCAAGAAGGGAGCAUAUUGCACUCUUUGUUUCGAGGUAAGUUGGCCAUGGAAGAUACCAAUGAGUUGAAUGACAAAGCGUGUGAUCAUUACAAGUGUUUGGAAUUCAUUUUGAACAAGUCAUCCCACAGAGAACUAAACCUAAACUGCACUGAUCGGGAUGGAAACACAGCCCUGUAUUAUGCAGUCAAACUGAAUGACAAAAGGUCCAUACUUUUGUUACUGGAGGCUGGUUCUUACAUAUGCCACAAGAACCAUACAGGUGAGACAAUUUUAAAGUCAAUUCAUCAUGAAUUACUCAAAGAGUACUUGGAUAGUUGUGUUUUGACAAAUGGGGUAUCCAGUAAACAAACUGAUCAUCAAAUUGAACUAAAUGUUCAAAUAUUCAGACCACCUGAUGACCAACUCCAAGUACCAGAAAUAGAACCUCUGCUGGUGCUAAAUGCGAUGCCACAAUCCAGAUACCUCCUUAAACACCCAGUUCUGACUAGUUUCUUGAAUUUGAAAUGGCACAGAAAUAGAUUAUUCUACUAUAUCAAUUUGAUCUGCUAUAUUGUUUUUUGGAUCACUUUAAAUUGCUUCAUUUUUUAUUGGAAUAUGGCACAUAAUUUCUCAUUGUCAUCAUCAUCAGGACCAACAGCACCACCAUCACCAUCACCAUCAUCUCCAGCACCAUCCUCAUCACCAGACUCAAAGGAUCCUGGCAAAAUUAUAGAAGAUGUGAUACAAAUCUUGAUCGCUUCAAUGGGAUUAUUACUGAUUCUUAGAGAAUUAUUCCAGUUAUAUGCUUCACCCAGAAAGUACCUGGCCUCAUUUGAGAACUGGCUAGAGAUAUGUUUAUUAAUCACUACGGCUUUGUUUCUGUCAUGUCCCUUUGAUAAUAAAUUGAAGUCUCAGCUGGCAGCUGUGAUCAUCAUUACCUCUUGGAUGGAACUGAUACUGCUAAUUGGGCGACAUCCUGCACUAUCCACUAGCAGCGAGAUAUUCAAAACAGUGACGGUUAACUUUUUAAAACUCCUACGUUACUAUGGAAUUCUGAUCAUUGCUUUCGCAUUCUGUUUUCAUAUUUUGAAACCAAACAAUGCUAAAUCAGGUAUGAACCUCUCAACAAACCAGACAAACAUCACAACCAUCAGCAAUAUUGGAAAAAUGUCCUUUAAUUUAUUCUUGAUGAUAACUUCAAUUGAUUAUGAGACAAAAUCAGUCUUUUUAGGUGACAACCUGUUCAACAUCAAUUACUUCCUGUUUGCUAUAUGCUUUUUUCUCAUCACAAUUGUGCUUUAUAACCUUUUGAAUGGUUUAGCAGUAACUGAUAUUAGCAAUAUCAAACAGAAUGCUGAACUGUUAGUCAUUGUCUCCCGCAUGAGGGUCAUCUGGUACAUUGAAAGUACCUUAUCAACAUUAGACCCAAAUCCAAUCAUAUGUUUAGCUAAACGAUUUGCAUACUAUUCUAGUUGCUGUUUUUGCUGCAGUUGUAGAGAUCAACAACAACCACAAAACAUCCAGAAACCCACCAAAAAAUACAUCAAACUCUUUCGCAACAGGACUCAUCUGUUUCCAAACACAUUACCUGAUAGUAAAAUAUGUAUUUUGCCAAAUGACAAAAAUUCCAUACUACUAGCUGUGGCUGGUAACUCUAAUGAUGACUCUCAUAAAAGUCAAUCAUAUCCUAUCUUGAGACAUUCCUCAUGGAUAAUUGAUUCAGAUAUUGUCGAACAAGCCAAGGAAAUUUUACAAAAACAAAACAAACAAAUGCACUUCAAUUAUGCAGAGUUGAUAACAAAACCGUACACAAAACAAGCGACUGAAAUAGAGCAGAACUUGGUUCAAAUUGAGCAAAAAUUGGAACAGAAAGUGGUUAAGCUUGGAAGUGAUAUUAAACCACUUUUAAAACGAAUUGAGCAUAAAUUGGACAAAGAAGAAGUAGAAAUUGAACAGAAACUUGAAUGGAAUUUGAAACAAGUUGUGCAGAAAUUGGAUGAGCUAGAGACUAAAUGCGAAAAAGAAAUUGACUUUGUGUUGGAAAAACCUGAAUUGAUAUCAAAAGAACAGGUGAUUCAACAGAAAGAAUCAGAAAACGAGGUGAUUCCAUCCAAUGAAUCAGACAGUCUGCAGAAAGAAUCAGAUCAACAAGGAACUCCACAUGAAGAAUUAGACAAACAGGUGAUUCCACAAAAAGAAUCAGAUAAACAAAUAAUUCCAUGGAAAGAAUUAUUGGGCAAGGAAGUAAUUCCAUCAAAAUCUGAGGCAAACAUUCCACAAAAGGAAGACUCAUCAAGUCAACCUAAAAGCUCAGAAAAUCAACCACUUAUUCCACUGCAAAGUGAAGUGGAAAAGUUGGCUGGAAAAGUACCCAAGCCGUUAACUGGAGAAAAACCAACCAAGUCUUAUUUUUAGAUGAUGAUGAUUUUAUCAAAUUUAAAAUUUUACACUUGACAUUUUCGCCAAUUAAAUAAAUGUAAGUACCUACAAACUUUCUCAAGCAAUUGACUAUUAAUAUGCAUUGUUUCAUUUCAUUCAUUUUGGUACAUACUUAUUAUUAAAUACUCAAUUACAAAAAAACCUCUUGUUAUUAUCUAUCAUAGUUAUUGUUAUCAAUCGCCUAAUGUUAUUAAAAUUGUUCAGUCCUGAUCUUUUAUACCUGUCCAAUUACAUAGAAAUUCAAUCUGUUAUUGUGAUUGGAGCAUCAGAUAAUAUUAUCAUUUCAAACUGA